AUGUGUGGGGUGACAACAAAAAUCAACAGCUAACAACUACUUUUAAGGACCAGGCCUAGUUAAAUCAGAUUGAAGUAUAAGACUUAAGAAUAUAAGGCAAAGAGUGUCGUAUGCGGGCCAAACUUUACCUUUGUGUUAGCAAGCAAUAAGCAAAAACAAUAAAUCAACCUUGAUGAAGAUGAACAAGAGAUAUUAAACCCCCUGAAGGAAAUUCUCAAAAGAAAGGGAACAUUGGCUGGAUUUUUCGGACUGAUAGGGAAGAAGCGUUCAAAAUAUUCGAGUAAGCAAUAAGACAUUGACCCCCAUGGAAAGGGCUAAAUGCAUAGCUUUCUAAACUAAGAGAGCGAGUCUGAACAAGAACAAGACGAGGAUGAAGUCUUAAAAACUGAAGAAGCUGAGGUGCUUCAUGUUAGCAGAAAUUAAUUUAUUGAUAGCAUAGAGAGAGCUCAGUUCACUCAGAAGAAAAACAGAAUCCACUUUCUGGCUGAUAGGCUAAUAGAAGAAAGAAAAGACAUUGGCGAGAAUAUUUUACUUGGAGAUAUUGAAGAUUAUGCUCUUGGAUUUAGAUAAGGUGCAACUAAAGUAUUUGCUUUUGGCUAAGGACAUAAAAGGAUAUUUGCUUUUUAAAAGAAACUUGAUGAUAUGUAAUCAGAAGAUGGACAUUCUGAUGUAGAUUAAGAUGAUGAUAAUUAUAGAUAAAAGCAUCUCUAGAAGUAAUAUUUGAAUGAGGUUAUUAUAAUUGCCAGACCUACAGCCAUAAAAUUUCCAAAGCACUCCAGACCUAUUGUUUAAAUUGCUUGUGGUUCGGCUCAUAUAUUAGCAAUAACUGAGAAUUUAGAAUUAUACUCGUGGGGAUUUGGAUAAUACGGAGCUCUUGGAUUUGGAACUAGAGAUGAUGUCAUAGAACCUAGAUUAUUAGUUAUUGAAAAAAACGAUUAGAUAUACUCUAUUGUUGGAGUUGCUUGUGGAAAAUAUCAUUCACUAUGUGUGACUGACAAGAAAAAAGUAUUAUCUUGGGGAAUGGGGUAAGGUGGAAGACUUGGACAAGGCGAUGAAGAGGAUAUAUUAAUUCCAAAAGACAUUCAUGAACUUUCAAAGAAGAAAAUAAUAUAUGUUUCUGCUGGAGAGAGCCAUUCAGCUGCAAUCACUGAAAAGUUGUAGCUGUAUACAUGGGGAAAUGGAACUUACGGAAGAUUAGGCCACGGAUUAGACAUCAAUGAGAAAAAACCCAAAUUGGUUGAAGAUUUAGAUCAGAGUGAAGUUAUUCAUGUCUCGUGUGGGGCUUUUCAUACAUUAGUAGUAACUGGGCAAGGCUUUGUAUACGCUUUUGGUUAAAAUAAAUAUGGCAAACUCGGAAUAAAUAGAAAACAAAGAGAAGGGAUAUUUGCGAGACCGGACAGAAUAAGUUUCUACAAAUUUUCAACUGAGCAAUAAGAUAUGCUCGUUCAAGACAAGAAUGAAGCUUUGCUUAUAUCUGCUGGUUAUAAUCAUUCAAUAUGCUUGUCCAGAUCAGGAAAAAUAUAUUCCUGGGGUUACAAUGGAAAGGGUAUUUUAGGAAGAUAAAAAGGCUUUGAAGAGCACAUACCACUAGAAAUUGGCUAAAUACCUGGAGAAAUUUUAGCGAAACUUCCCAACUGUGGAUCUCUGAAUACUGUUUCAUUAACUAAUGGAGGAGAAGUCUAUGUAUUUGGAAGUAAUGCAUACGGACAGCUUGGAAAAGAUAAGGAACAUGGACAAAAUAAGAAAUAAAGAAGACAAGAUCAAGAUUAAAAUGACAUGUAGAAUAUGAAUGAGAUUUCAGAGCAUAUGGCUUUGAUCAGAUUUCCAGGAGAGUCGACUGUGAGAAUCAAUUACAUUGCUUGUGGAGGUGAGCAUAUAUUUGCCAUAUCAAGAAUGAAUGAACUAUUUGGAUGGGGAAAAAAUGAUGAAGGCUAAAUAGGAUUAGGGUUUGUGAGUGACUUACUAUCUGAACCAGCUUUGAUUAAGGAUAUAGCUCAUAAAAAUAUAUAAAUGAUUGGCUGUGGAGAUAAUUAUUCAGCGGCAGUGUUUGUUACAGGAAAUUUAGAGGGAGGAAAGCUAGGUCUAGGGUAAGCAAUGAAAAAAGGGUUUAUCCUCAAUUUUACCUUGAUAUAAGGACUUGCUCCCAUUAAAUUUAUAGCAUGUGGUCCAAAUCACAUGCUUGCCAUUUCCGAGUAUAAUCCAGAUGAAAAUGAGAUCAAGGAUGGAAUGUGCUAUGCUUGGGGCAAAAAUUAUAAGGGGCAACUUGGUAUAGGGUCUAAAGAAGACUCUAAUGUACCUAGAAAAAUUACUAAUGCAAAGGAAAGAUUCAAAAAAGUAGCCUGCGGUUAUGAUUUCUCGAUUGGACUCUCUAUUAACAAUCAGAUUUAUAUGUGGGGGAAUAGCAAAUAUUACUGUGACUCAAAGGUAGUUAAAGACAUAGAAAUUCCUUAGCUGUUGUAAUCAAUGGACACUGCCUAAAUCAAAGAUAUAACUUGCUCCUAUAAGUAUUGUACUGCUCUAAAUGACAAAGGUGAAAUAAUGAUAUGGGGCUAGUUCUUAAUUGACAAAAUGAAACAGAAAGCUAAGAAAGGAAAAGGAUAGACUGUGUCAAACUAUACUGUUCAAAAGUUCCCAAUGAGAAAGUUUGAUUUUUUGAUGGAAUCAUUAAGUACUGGGCCAAAUCACUCUGCAGCAGUCAGUGUGAAAAAAUCAUUAUACUCAUGGGGUCACCCAGAAGGAGGAAGAUUAGGAUUGAGUGAAAAAGAAUUCAAAAAUGCUAAAUUAGAGCCUAUCUUAGUCCAAAAUAUUCAUGAUUUAAUGCAGAAAAAUAGGCAAAACCUAAAAGAAGGAAGAGGAGGUGCUGAUGAAGACAUAAAAACUAUUUAAUUUGACCAAAACAAUGAAAUGAUUUAAGAAGAGCAGAAGCAUAACAUGAAUAAUAUGGAGGAAAAGAAAUAGUAGGAGAAAUAUGUCUUAAAAGAUGACUAUGACCAGAGAAUAGAUUCUCAAUAAAAUGAGGAAAAUAAGCAUGGUGAAUUUGGAUAAAAUGCAGAAGAGGAAGAAGAUGCAAUUGGAGAUAUUGAUGAUAUAGAAAACUAAAUCAUUCAAGAAUAAGAAGUUCCUCUAGAGAAGCUGAAUCUUGUCUCACUUUCAAGAUAGCAGAGCCUUGUUGAAUCGCAUAUAUUGCUUUAGAAAAUCCUUAAGAAAGAGAGGGCUGACCAAUUAGAUGAAAAUUAUAUCUUGAAGUACGAUGAUGAACUGAUGAAAGAAAUUGACAUGCUUCUAACUUAAUUUAAACAGUAUAAGAGUUUAGAAAAGGAAAGGCAAAAUAUUUUAACUCAAAUAGAAAGUGCAUUUCUAACUAGAAUAAACGAGACGCCAUUUUUAAUAUAGCCUAGACAGAUUUAAGAUGCAGUAGAAUAGAAAAUUCAAAGUUUUAAGAAAUAGAUUAAACAAUUCUUGACCAUUUUACACAUCCACCCCUGCUACCUUAUAAAGCUAUACUCUUCUUAAUUGAUACAAUAAAAAGAGUACCAAAGAUUUUUCAAGGAAAUAUACUCUUAUCAAAAUGAGAGAGUUAACUAUCUGUAAAUGGCAGCUUGUUAAGGUAUCAUAGAAUAUGAAAUCAAAGGCUGUAAAAGUUUAGAGGAAGUUAAUUUUCUAAGCAAAGAUUCGGUGGUUGGAAAAAUAGUAAAACUAAUUUUUAAAUCAUAGGAGACAAACAUUGACACAGUAUGCUCACUAGCUUGUCACAUCAAUAUCCUCCCAAAAAGAGCAAAAGAUCUAUUCUCAUUUAUUGAAGAGGUUAUCAAAGACUUAAUGGAGAAUGAAGUUUUGUAUCCCUAGUCAUCCUAUUUUAUUCCUAAAAAGUAGCAUGUUGAUGAUAUCAAUUACAAGAAAUCUCUGGCUAUUCAAGGCUAGGAGUAGUUAUAGAAAUUAGAAAGUUUAAGAUUCAGUCCGGAAAUAUCAUAUUUAGCUGAGUUAAUAUCUAAAAAAUUAAGAGAAAUACCUAGCAAGGGAGCUGUAGAUGAUUAGAUAAAUUCAAAGAUUCUUUCUUUGAUAUUUGGAAUGAUAGACAAAGUUUGGAAGAACUACGAAAUAUAUCUAUUUCCGUACAUAAAAACAGUUAAAGGGCUUUCAAUCAUUGAAGAUGUGAUUAAUAAGACUCAUUUCAACAAUCUAGAAAAUAUAUUUUCAGUUUUCAACUGCUUCUUUAGGAACGAAUCUGCAUUCCCAGAAUUCAUACAGUCUGAUCAAUGGUGUAAAGAUUUCAACUUAAAAUUGAUACAUCUUCAAUAAUCCACUAAAGGUAUUAUAUUAACUCGGAUUAUUGAUAAGAAUCCUAUGAAGCAAAUUAGUUUCAAAAAUUUUGAAAACCUAAUCUUGCAUUCGCUGGAGAGUGAAGGGCAUACUAUUACAAUAAGAAAUAAGUCACUAGGAAAGAUGAUAAACUUAUUUAAGGAAAAUAGCAAUAAACUAUCAUAAGUGUAGCCAGUUACUAAUGACCCACUAUAUUAAGUCUUAGAUAAAAUAUCUGAUGAUUACAAAACUUUGAUAAAAUGUAAAAAGUAUGAAAAAACAAACUUUAAGCUUAAAACAAGACUUCUAAUUGAAGACGAUAAUAUGAUAGCAAGUAGAUGCAAUAGGUGUAAUGUAAUCUUAAUAUAAAAGUAUGCACCACCUGAAAGUGUAUCUAUUCUUGAAAAAUAUAAUCCUGAAGAUUCUUAGUCACUAGUUGUUCAGUAUUGCAAUAUCUUAAAGCAAAUUCAAGACAUUAAUAAAACUGAAAGCAUCACUGAGUAUAUUGAGAAAAUCUACAAUCAUGCUAAGAGAAAUGCAGCCUUCGAUCUUGCAAAUAGAAUGCUAAAGUUCCUUAAUUAGGUGGAACAAGAAGUUCAAAAUGUCCUAACUAAGAAUUCUACAAACUAAUAAAUUGGAGCACAGGAACAUAGUGAGACUAAAAUCAAAGAGUAGAUAUAUCUCGAGAUUUAGAAAUUGGCUGAGAUAAAGAUAAACGAGAGAAGAACUAGGAAAUAUGAUUUAACUCUAAUUCAGAGAAGAAUCUAAAAUGUCCUGAAAAAGAAAAUCUAGGUCAAAGUUAAACAGAUUUCAGAAAAGGAGAUUAUGCUUUAUAAGGUUACUCUCUAUAACAUAUAAUAUGGUUUAGCCAAUCAUGAGUUAAAGCAUCUAGCAGAUGCAUAUACACUUAAAAAUAUGAGAAGGACUAUAGAUUUCACAACAAGUUCUAAAAUGAGUAAAAAUCUGUUCAAGAAUCUUAGAAAUGAGCAAAAAUUUGGUUUGAGAGCUAUUGUGAAAAAGAGUGCAAAAUCCUUGCUAUAAAAUCAAACCAUUGUUGGACUCAAGCUAGCCUCUUUAAAGCCAUUGAUUAAUAAUUGUGAGUUCUUUUUUAUUGAAGCAGAGGAUUUGUCUAUUACAGUUAAAAUUGUCUACAGAGAAUAAAAGUGGUCGAUGUGCGGACCUCCAAAAAUACUCUCAGAAGCUGUGCUACUAACUUUUUCAAUUACUUAGAAACAACUUUUAGAAUUAAGAAAAAACAUUAAAAGUCCCGAGAAUAAAAGAUUGACGUUGGCUAACUCUUUUGAAUUUGAUAGCAUUAAACUCUUGAGAAUAUUCAACGAAAUGGAUAGAUCUAAAUCAGCAUAUCUACUUAACUCUGGUGCGACUCCUUUAAUACUAUAGAAAUAGAUUGGGUAACAGCAAGAGGAUGAUGCUAGAGUAUGA
Molecule: messenger RNA, 5742 nt
Organism: Stylonychia lemnae
Lineage: Eukaryota; Ciliophora; Spirotrichea; Sporadotrichida; Oxytrichidae
Source: the annotation of a GenBank genome assembly